AUGUCUACACUUUGCCUUAAUCGACUCUCUGAAGAACGAAAACAAUGGCGGAGGGACCACCCUUUCGGAUUCUACGCGAAGCCGUAUCGCAACUCUCAAGGUGUCCUUGAUUUGAAACGAUGGGAGUGCGGGAUCCCUGGAAAAGCGAAGACGGUGUGGGAAGGCGGACUGUUCAAACUUGACGUUAUCUUUCCUGAUGAAUACCCCACGAAGCCACCGAAGUGCAAAUUCGUUCCACCACUUUUCCACCCAAAUGUUUACCCUUCGGGAACCGUGUGCUUAUCCAUCCUAAGCGAAGAGGAUGCGUGGAAGCCGGCCAUCACUGUCAAGCAGAUCCUUCUAGGCAUCCAGGACCUGCUUGAUGACCCCAACCCAGAAUCUCCCGCCCAGGCAGAAGCGUACAAUUUGUUUAAGAAGGACCGGCCAGCUUAUGAGAAGAAGGUCCGCCAGGUUGUGAAGGAGAAUCCUGCGAUGUGA
This is a messenger RNA of Coccidioides posadasii C735 delta SOWgp, 477 nucleotides long. It is a transcript of the gene UBC9, whose product is annotated as E2 SUMO-conjugating protein ubc9. Gene Ontology annotation, molecular function: SUMO conjugating enzyme activity. The record is from RefSeq and is a predicted model, not a curated record. Gene Ontology annotation, biological process: protein sumoylation. Gene Ontology annotation, cellular component: nucleus. Lineage: Eukaryota; Fungi; Ascomycota; Eurotiomycetes; Onygenales; Onygenaceae.